This is a messenger RNA of Acipenser ruthenus (sterlet), 1554 nucleotides long. Its product is annotated as calcitonin gene-related peptide-like. Gene Ontology annotation, cellular component: extracellular region. The record is from RefSeq and is a predicted model, not a curated record. Gene Ontology annotation, molecular function: calcitonin receptor binding; hormone activity. Bases 109 to 489 code for a protein of 126 amino acids. NCBI's taxonomy places the organism in Eukaryota, Metazoa, Chordata, Actinopteri, Acipenseriformes, Acipenseridae. The transcript is spliced from 5 exons.
GGGAUGUGCACCUUAGUUGCAUUCAACAGCAUCAAGAGUUGGUCUACAAGUUGAAAGAAAUCAACUUAAUCUAUUUUUUCACAGGAAGACCUAAUACUCACGGGAACCAUGGUUGUGUUGAAGAUCUCUGCUUUCCUUGUUGCUUAUGCCUUGGUUGUGUGUCAGAUGUACAGCUCACAUGCAGCUCCAGCCAGAACUGGGCUUGAGUCUAUGACAGAUCAUGUGACACUCAGUGAUUAUGAAGCCCGAAGGCUACUUAAUGCUUUAGUAAAAGAAUUUGUGCAAAUGACGACAGAAGAACUUGAGCAGCAAGUGACCGACGGAAACAGCAUUACAGCACAGAAACGAGCCUGUAAUACAGCCACUUGUGUCACUCACCGACUGGCAGAUUUCCUAAGCAGAUCAGGAGGGAUGGGUAACAGCAACUUUGUACCAACCAACGUGGGAGCCAAGGCAUUUGGCAGGCGAAGGAGAGACAUCCAGAUGUAGAAUAGAAAUGACCUUCAGGAACAGGAUCAACACAACUUGACAAGGCAACAUUACAUUUAUUUUGGGUAAACUAAACUCAUGUCUCCAGUCUCCUCCUUUAUAGAAGAAUGGCAUAGAGAAUAGAGGACUGACUUCAUGUCCUCUUGAUGUUAUAAAUAUUUGUUUUGCUUUUGGCAAAGAAAAAUAGAGCACUUCUGUUAUGUAUAUUACAAGAAAAUCCUGAAUUGAAAUCUAUUCAUUUUUAUAUGCAAAUCUAUUUCAAAUAAGAACAUGAUAGCAUUGAUGAUUUAUUUAUCCUUUGGCAUACAGUACCUAUGUGCAAUGUGAUCCACGCUGCUCUAACUUGUCAUGCCAGCACUCUGCAGUAUCUCGGGGAUUACAUUAAAAUUCUGCCUAGCAAAGCUGAUCUGUAAAUUGCUGUGUGUUGUGCCUUGAUGUAAAACACUUUACAUAACAUGAUUGUACAGUAUGUUAAAAAAAAAAAAAAAAAAAAAAAAAAAAAAACCUCAAUAUUGUAACAAUUGUGAAUUUCAGCAAGAUUAAAAAUGUAUUUUAGAUACAGUUGGACUGGGAUACUUGUCUUAUUCCACGGAGAUGAUGUAGAUGGAAGUGACUUUUUUUGUGUGUGUGUGAGCACAAGCCCUUGUUCAUCAUUCAACAUGCUGCUUCAUCUCAUCACACUUUAAAAAAAAGCCUGCCAGAACUGAAGAAAAGUCUUCAUUAUUACACACUCCAGAGAAAAGUGAAAUACAGCCCCAUUAACCAGAUGGCAGACCUUUGCUCUUGAAUUUUGGCUUGCCAGUUUACAGGUACUCUUUAAUAAGUAGUACUGUUGCUGAAGAAGUCAUACCUUCAUAAUCCCGAUAAUCAGAUAAUACCACAACUGGGGUGUUGCCAUUUCUAUUUGCCUGGCGUGUUUAUUACACCACUGAAAGUGAGAUUCAGGGACCAGGCUAACAUUGGAAUCUACUGCAAAAUUUGUUAAAUGUAAGAACCAUGCUACUUGUGAGAUGAUUCCCUUAAGCUUUAACAUUGCUGCUGUAAAUUAAAGCUUUUCAAACACUU